This is a messenger RNA of Tarenaya hassleriana, 1902 nucleotides long. Its product is annotated as cation/calcium exchanger 1-like. The record is from RefSeq and is a predicted model, not a curated record. Gene Ontology annotation, cellular component: membrane. NCBI's taxonomy places the organism in Eukaryota, Viridiplantae, Streptophyta, Magnoliopsida, Brassicales, Cleomaceae. The coding region runs from base 121 to 1866 and encodes 581 amino acids. The transcript has a single exon. Gene Ontology annotation, molecular function: monoatomic cation transmembrane transporter activity. Gene Ontology annotation, biological process: transmembrane transport; monoatomic cation transport.
UAACACGUAAAUUAAUAAUAAUAAUUGAAAAAAAAUACGUAGGAAUAUGAUUUUCCUCAUUAUUAUAUCCAAAAAGCCUAAUCCCCCCAUCAUCACUCUCCUCGGAUUCAGUUUCCUUGAAUGGCAAGUCUCUUCUCUUCGCAUCUGAACUCUCGCUCCAUCUCUCUUCUCCUCAGCUUUUUCUUCGUCUUCCUCGUUUAUCUCCACCUCGCUCCACUCUCUCUUCUCAGCAUCAAUCAUCCCGUUUUCCUUGUCGAACCCCUUAAUUCUCUCUCCGGCGACGGCUGCGGCGGCGGACUCACCGGUCUCGCCGACCACCGGUCGAAGUGUUCUUAUGUCAGAUCCCAACCUGAAUGUGCGCCUCAGGGUUACAUAGACUAUCUUGAAAUCUUCUACUGCGUUUUCGGGAACUCCCCUCUGUUGGGUCAUCUCGCUCUUACAGCAUGGCUGCUUGCUCUGUUUUAUUUGCUCGGCGACACGGCAGGGAGUUACUUUGUUCUUUCUCUGGAAAGUUUGUCUAAAUUAUUGAAGCUGUCUCCUACAAUCGCCGGCGCCACGCUUCUCUCUCUCGGCAAUGGAGCUCCGGAUCUUUUCUCCAGUGUUGUCUCCUUCUCGAGGUCUAACAAUGGCGAUUUCGGGCUGAACUCUGUCUUGGGCGGUUCGUUUUUCGUGUCCAGCUUCGUUGUCGGGACGAUAUGCAUGUUGACCGGAUCUCGAGGUGUUUCGAUAGACAAGAACAGCUUCAUCCGAGACGUGGUGUUUCUUCUGAUCUCUCUGGGUUGUCUCUGUCUGAUCAUUAUUGUCGGUAAAAUAACCAUAUGGUUUGCUCUCUGUUACCUCGCGAUUUACUUCGUAUACGUAGGGUUCUUGUCAGCCUCGCGUUUCUUCAACCGCAAGAAACCCAAGCCCCAGCCGAUUCAGCGGAGCAAAGAGGAAUUGGCCGAGAUGGGUGUCCCGUUUCUCGGAUAUGUGGACGACGAGAAGCCGGUUUCGACCAAGGAAACCGACCAAGAACCCAGGAUCGAUCAAGAACAAGAAUUCAAGAUUCUGAAUCUUGAUCAUCAUCCGGCGAGAAGGUCUAGAUCUUGCAUCUCGGUGCUACUAACUGUUCUAGGGCUACCUCUAAAUCUCCCGAGAAGACUUACAAUUCCGGUGAUCCACGAAGAAAGAUGGUCAAGAACCUGUGCGGUGGUUUCCACCGCCCUGUCGCCGGUUUUACUGACAGAACUUUACAGUUUUCGUAACAGCGGAUCGAAAAGAAACGUUAAGCUGUACGUGAUACCAGGGUCGAUCGGAUCGAUUCUCGGGGUUAUGGCGCUACUAACGACGAAAAAAUCUCACCCGCCGAAGAAAUUCACACUGGUUUGGCUUCUAGGAGGGUUUAUUAUGAGUGUGGCAUGGACCUACAUCAUAGCCCAAGAGUUGGUCUCAUUGUUGGUCUCAUUAGGGUACAUAUUUGGGACAAGACCUUCGGUAUUAGGUCUAACUGUCCUUGCAUGGGGCAACUCUUUAGGUGACCUAAUCGCCAACGUAACAGUGGCCCUGCACGGUGGUACGGACGGCGUUCAGACAGCACUCUCCGGCUGCUACGCAGGGCCGUUGUUCAACAGCGCCAUCGGACUCGGGGUGCCACUUGUCAUGUCUUCAUUGGCCGAAUACCCUAGGGCUUACGCCAUCACUACAGACGACGACUCUUCUUCUUUGCUUGAGACAUUAGGGUUCUUAAUGGUUGGCUUGCUUUGGGCACUUGUGAUAAUGCCGAAGAGGAACAUGAGAUUGGACAAGCUCGUCGGAGGUGGCUUGGUUGCUAUCUAUCUGUGUUUUCUCUUCUUGAGAUUGGUUAGGGUUUUUGGAAUCGUAUUAUAAAUUUAUUAGAAAUAUAUACGAAUCUAUGAUAUUUUU